AUGCCAGACCAAGACACAACAGCGCACAAGCGCACCGCCUCCUCAACAUCCGCAAUCACAGCCGGCGCCUCGCCCCCCUCAAAACGGCCCGCCGCCGCACCAGCCCCGGCGCCCCUGCGCCGCGACUUCCCCCACGCCGUCAACCUCGUCCUCUACAGAGACGGCGACGAGACGGGCUCCGCGACCACCGUCCUGGGCGUCUUCGCCGCGCUCGCCGACGCCAACGACGAGGUGCGCCGGCUCGCGGAGGAGCAGGGCGCCAAGCUCGACGAGAACGAGACCAACAGCGCGAUUGCUGAGCCGGCGCGGUGGGAGGGCCCCGACGGCGCGAGCAUCUGGGUCGAGGUGCACGGCGUGACGCCAAAGAAGAUUGUGCCGAGGAAGGUGGAGCCCGCCGGGGAGCCGGUGAAGAAGCUCUAUGAUGCGGAGGAGGGCGAGGAUCCUGACUUGGACGAUGAUGAUGCUGAUGAGGGGGGCCACUAUGACUGA
Messenger RNA from Colletotrichum siamense, 489 nucleotides. RefSeq lists its product as uncharacterized. The record is from RefSeq and is a predicted model, not a curated record. The transcript has a single exon. Lineage: Eukaryota; Fungi; Ascomycota; Sordariomycetes; Glomerellales; Glomerellaceae. The coding region runs from base 1 to 489 and encodes 162 amino acids.